Messenger RNA from Staurois parvus, 333 nucleotides. NCBI's taxonomy places the organism in Eukaryota, Metazoa, Chordata, Amphibia, Anura, Ranidae. The record is from the annotation of a GenBank genome assembly.
AUGUGCCACUUUCAGGUCUCCUCACACUGCUGGUGGGUUCCAUUUUGUCAUAGGGUGCUGGCAGAUUACGGGCCUCCCAUUGCUGCUGCCAGGCCCGUAAUCUGUCAUGGGCCACUGUACCGCCUCCUCAUGCUGCUGCCAGGUCCAGAGUGUCUCAUGGGUCCCUGUACAGCCUCCCAUUGCUGCUGUAUCCAUCGCCACACUCUGCCAUGUGCCACUUUCAGGUCUCCUCACACUGCUGGUGGGUUCCAUUUUGUCAUAGGGUGCUGGCAGAUUACGGGCCUCCCAUUGCUGCUGCCAGGCCCGUAAUCUUUCAUGGGCCCCUGUACCGCC